UCACAUUUGGAUGUCUUUUUCAUCGCUGGACUAACAAUGGAUUUUGCUUGAGCAGGUUGAUGCUUGUGGACGCUUAGUAAAAGAGAUAAGUAACACCAUACAUCUACUAUCCUGGCUAGUUUUCACAUUUCCUUCUGAAACUUUCUUCUUUUUUUUUUUUUUCCUUUGUAACUGUUUACUCUCUUCAACAUCUUUUGUAUAUCUAUGCUUCAGGGUUUAGUGUGAAAGAAGCCGCAAAUUCUUCUGAUCAAACUAUUAUAAUUUCCUAACUAGCAAUCAAUCGGCUCAGACGAUAAAAGGGUGUAGAGUUUUCUCUUGAAAUUAGAAGGACAUGGGAAGAGUGAAGCUCCAGAUCAGGAGGAUUGAAAAUACAACUACCAGGCAGGUCACUUUCUCAAAAAGGAGAAACGGUCUUAUCAAGAAGGCUUAUGAACUGUCUGUUCUCUGUGAUGUUGAUGUAGCUCUCAUCAUGUUCUCCCCAUCUGGACGAGUCAGCCUCUUUUCUGGAAACAAAAGCAUUGAGGAAAUUUUAAUACGGUAUGUCAAUCUUCCAGAGCAUGAGCGAGGAAGACUGCAUAAUCAAGAGUUUCUACAAAGUGCUCUUUGUAAGUUGAGGGAUGAGGCAAAUCAAAUCUAUCAAGAAGCCAGGUUUUUAAUUGUUCUUGAUUUCUUAUUUUUACCUACCCAGCACCUUUUUCUCCAGUUGGAUAUUGCACUUGCCUACUUUCCUGCUUAUGAAAUUAGAUAUCAAUAUAAUUUCAAGUUCCGUUCAUUUACGAAAUUUUCUUUUCUAAUUAACGAGACCCUCAAUCUUCUUUUUUGUUACUUUAUGCAAAAUACCCCAAUGACGGUUGAUUCUAACAUCGAGGAAAUUCAACUAGAAAUUCUUAAGUGUAGGUCUCAGAUACAGAGCAUGGAGAAACGACUAAGGAUGUUUGAAAGUGAUCCGUCUGAAAUAACAACCUCGAAUGAAAUAGAGUACCAAGCUCAAAUCCUUGAGGAAACUUUAAAACAAGUCCGCCUGCGCAAGCGGCAACUUUUGGAAGAGAAGCUUUCUCCGAACACACCAUCAGCUUCACAUGCACAUCUUCCUCCAGAAACGCAAGAUUUGAAUGGUGUAGUUGCGGAAAGUCCAAAUAACAUUUUACAGUGGCUUCCAGAAAGAGACCCACAAGUUGAGAUCCUAAAUGUUUUGGAUUCAAACGGCCUUCUUCCAGUGAGUGAUCAACCUGAAAUCUUGCCGCGGCCUUCAAAUCCCUUUCAUGUGGAAAACGUCAACACUUAUGAGCAGAUAAGGCCAGGAGGUGGGUCGCAGGAGGACAGUAAUCCGCAACGUCCUGAGAUUGGACAAGGGAAUGCUUUGAACUUGUCCGCAUGGACUAAAUUUUAUCCCUCAGGUAUUUGAAGGAAUUAUGUGAGACUCAUGAUCGGUGAUCCCAGUAUAGAUUAUAUGCAGGACAGGGGGGAUUGUACUGUACAGAUAGCCAGUGGAACUGGAAUUAAUGUUUUUAUAUUUGUUUGGAUGAGAAAAUUUCAAACGAAAAAUCAAUAUAACAAUUGACAUCA
Molecule: messenger RNA, 1566 nt
Organism: Mangifera indica (mango)
Lineage: Eukaryota; Viridiplantae; Streptophyta; Magnoliopsida; Sapindales; Anacardiaceae
Product: agamous-like MADS-box protein AGL104
Exons: 10
Coding region: 332-1405 (357 amino acids)
Biological process (GO): positive regulation of transcription by RNA polymerase II
Molecular function (GO): protein dimerization activity; RNA polymerase II cis-regulatory region sequence-specific DNA binding; DNA-binding transcription factor activity, RNA polymerase II-specific
Source: RefSeq, a predicted model, not a curated record